This is a messenger RNA of Amphibalanus amphitrite, 2622 nucleotides long. RefSeq lists its product as uncharacterized. Bases 1 to 2622 code for a protein of 873 amino acids. NCBI's taxonomy places the organism in Eukaryota, Metazoa, Arthropoda, Thecostraca, Balanomorpha, Balanidae. The record is from RefSeq and is a predicted model, not a curated record. The transcript has 3 exons.
AUGCCAGCGGUACCAGUGAAGGUGCGGUAUGGAGAUGGUCCUAUCGUGGAGACGUACGCUUUUAUCGACAGUGGAAGUAGCCUGACGUUCCUGAGCAAGGAGCUUUUGAGCCAGCUGGGCAUCACAACAGCAAAGAAGUAUCAGCUUACUCUAACCACGAUGGCACAACAACCAGUCGAGCUUCAUACUUCAGCCGUCGACAACCUCCAAAUGUGUGACAUGGACGAAAACGAGCAAAUGCAGCUUCCGGAAGUGUUCGUCAUCGACAAGAUCCCAGUCAGUAGGACGGAGCUUUGUAAGGCCGAGGACGUGGAACCCUGGCCUCACGUAAGGGACGUGCUUCCAGAGGAAAUCGAAGCAGAAGUAGGCCUUCUGAUCGGCGUGAACGUACCAGAGGCCUUUGAACCCCUCGACUUCGUUCCCAGCUGUGACGGUGGGCCCUUCGCUGUCAAAACUCGCCUCGGCUGGGUCGUGAACGGCCCCGUCCGGUCCAGAAAACUGACUGAAGUAAGGGCAACGUCAAACAGGAUCAGGCUGCUGGAGAGGCAACUCUACCAGGACGAGGGUCUAGCAGCUGACGAACGUGGAUGGUCGAUCGAAGACCAUAUGUGGAUGGAAAAAGUGGAAGCUGGUUGCAUCAUGAAGGACGGACACUACGAGGUUCCCAUCCAUCCCACUGAAGAAGGAGGGAACCAUGCUACCAGACAACCGAGAGAUCUGCACGAGACGGCUACAAGGACUGAAAAGGAAGUUCCGAGACCAGAGGAAGAAGUAGCUUUCAUGGGCGAUGUCAACUCAAUGUUCCAUCAGGUGUCUGUACCAGCCGACCAGCGCGACCUGCUCCGCUUCCUGUGGUGGCGAAACGGUGACCCUGCAGAAGACGUGGAAGUCUGGCGCAUGACGGUGCAUCCGUUCGGGUUGAGAUCCAGCCCUAGCUGUGCGAGCUACGCCCUUCUACGGACAGCCGUCGACUUUGGCGACCUACACUCCACUGCAGCCUGUGAGACGAUCUCAAGCAACAUCUACGUUGAUGACCUGGUGAAGUCGGUGACGAAGAUCGAUGAAGCCAUCGACCUGGUCAGGGAGGUACGAGAGCUGUGCAGCCGGGGUGGAUUCCACCUAGCCAAAUUUGUCAGUAACCAGAGGAAAGUCCUACAAUCGAUCCCACCAGAAGACAGAGGGAAGAACGUGAAGCAACUGAACCUCGAGAAAGAACUUCCGUUGGAGAAGACGCUGGGGGUUGAGUGGCGAGUCAACCCGGACGUCAUCGGCUUCUCAACCACGGAAGAUCGGAGUAUGCCAUGCUCGAGGAGGGGAAUGUUGUCGGUCAUCGGAUCAUUGUACGAUCCGAUGGGGAUGGCUGCACCAUUCGUCGUGUGCGGUCGUAUCAUUCUACAGGAACUAACACGACGACGCUACGAUUGGGACGACCCGGCACCGGAGGACAUUCAAGCUCAGUGGGAGCAAUGGAUCCGCGGCAGAGCGCUACUUUCGACCAUCAGCGUCCCUAGAUGUGUGCAGCCAGCUGGCCUUGGACCUAUUCAGACCCGAGAGCUCCAUCACUUCGCAGAUGCAAGCUCUGUCGCGUACGGCACAGUCUCCUACCUUCGAAUCGCCUGUUGUGACGGACGAGUUCACUGUGCGUUCGUCUUCGGCAAGGCGAGGGUUCUGCCCCUGAAUGGAAAGCUCACCGUCCCACGAGCGGAGCUGACAGCAGCCACUCUGGCUGCUCGCAUUGAAGCCACACUGCGACGCGCUCUGCAAGUCAAGAUUGAUGAAAGUGUGUUCUGGACGGACAGCACAACAGUGCUUCGCUACCUCCAGAACGAAACGACACGUUUUCACACGUUCGUCACCAACCGUCUGGCCGUGAUAAGGGACGUAUCUUCUCCGGCACAAUGGAGGUACGUUGACUCAGCGAACAACCCGGCAGACGAUGCAUCGAGGGGACAAUUAGCGGACAACUUCAUCGCGAACCCGCGGUGGUUCGAUGCUCCGGCCUUUUUGUGGAAGGGACGGGAUGAGUGGCCUGAGCCCCCGGCUGGACUCGAUCGUCGGGUAGAAAACGACCCAGAGAUGAAGAUCACCAGCGUUGCAGUCGCGCACGCUGGCUGCGACCCGUUGGAGGAGCUGUUCUCUCACUACUCUGUCUGGUACAGACUCGUGCGCGCUGUAGCAUGGAUCCUUCGCCUGAAGCGCUACUUGGUAGAACGAUGCCGUAAGGUGUCUGUACUCGGAUCCGAGCCGAAGGCUCAGGAGAGACAGCGGCUUACUGUACCAGAACUUGAAGCAGCUGAGAGGGCAAUAGUCACAAGGAUUCAAAGAAGUGAGUUUGCCGCUGAUUUGGCCUCGCUGGAAGGGAGGGGCGCGGUCGGAAUCACCAGUCCUCUCGCACGGCUGGACCCGUAUCUGCACGACGGGAUGAUCAUGGGCCCGUUCCUGAACCAGAAGAUGGCGAACCUGCCUGAGGACAGGGUGACCCCAGAUGAGCCACCAUUCACAAACACCGGGCUGGAUAUGUUCGGCGUCUUCUACGUCAAGAAGGGACGAAGACAGCAGAAAAGAUACGGAAUCGUUUUUUUCGUGCCUCGUCUCGAGGGCAGUACACAUAGAAGUAGUUGA